Molecule: messenger RNA, 954 nt
Organism: Vigna angularis (adzuki bean)
Lineage: Eukaryota; Viridiplantae; Streptophyta; Magnoliopsida; Fabales; Fabaceae
Product: pentatricopeptide repeat-containing protein At1g05670, mitochondrial-like
Exons: 9
Coding region: 1-954 (317 amino acids)
Molecular function (GO): protein binding
Source: RefSeq, a predicted model, not a curated record
AUGGAGUUUGUGGGGAGCUUUCCUGAUGUUGUAAGUUAUAGUGUUAUAAUCAAUGGAUACUGUCAGGUUGAACAGAUAGGAAAGGUCUUGAAGCUCCUGGAAAAGUUGAAGGGAAAGGGGUUUGUGUUUACAACUCUCAUAAGUGGGUUCGACAAGUCUGGGAAUGUUUCAGCUGAAUGCAAUCUAUUUGAUGAAAUGAGACAUAAGAAAAUAGUUCUUGAUUUCGUGACUUAUACUUCCAUGAUUAAUGGGCUUUGUGAAGCUGGAAAGGUCGGAGAAAUGAAAGAUGCAUUCUCUGUUCACAACCAGAUGGUUGAGAAGGGUUUGACUCCUAAUGUUAUAACUUGUACAACAUUGGUUGAUGGCCUGUGUAAACAUGGUGAGGUAGGAAAUAUAGAGCAAGAAAUAAAAAUUAUGGAAGAAAUGGAUCUGGCAUGGUUUUAUCCUGACACCAUUACUAAUCAAUGGUCUUAUAAAGGGUUUCUUUCCCUUGGUAACAUUGUUGUACCAUCUUUAAGCCAGGCUUUCAGGGAUUGUGCUUGGUCACCAAUUUUGGUAUCUCUUAAGGAAAUUUUGGAUGCUUAUGCUGAAUAUUUUGAGUUCUGGGAAAAUCCUGAUUUGGAUGUUAGUAACUCGUUUGCUCAAUUUACUGAGAGGUUGAUUUAUGGUUACAAGGACUGGGAUUCUUGUGAUUUGUUUCUAGCUAGGCUAUCUAACAGUUUUGAUGGGAAAAAGGUGGCAAUUAAGGUGUUCAGAGAGUAUCCAGAAGCUUUCUGUAAGAAAAAGAAAUUUGUGGAGGCUAAGAAGCUAUUUGAGAUGAGAACUCAAGGCUUUGAUGCAGAAAAAGAGAUAUAUGAUAUUUUUGUUGAUGCAAACUAUGAAGAAAGGAAAUGUGAAAAUACUCUUGAGCUUAUUGAUGAAGCAAUAGUGAAAUGUCUUCUUAAGAGAACUUAG